GUUUGGGUGGAUCUAAAUCCAUUUCUACCAUUGGGUCUUCUGGUUCUGGUAUUUCAAAUUUGGGCUUUUUAUUACCUUCAUCAGUAUCUGGGAUUGGUGGUCUUUUAUUAUUAAUGCUAUUUUCGUAGCAUUUGUCACAUCUUAACUUUCCAAUAUUGUAGUUGCUAUAUGUUUCAUAAAAGACUACUGGUUUCUGGCAAGUGCAACAAUGAUUGCCUCCUUUGUAUUAGGCUUCAGUUCUUUGUCUUUUACACUUUUUUCCAUCACACUUAUAUAGGUAUAACCUAUUCCAAUAAUAUAAUUUAUCAUUACAUACUUCUUUACUGUAUCCCCAAGAUCCGCAUCUUGUACAUUUGAUUUUAUUACAAUUAUGUGGAGGGUGGUAAAUUACAGUUGAAUGUUUAAAACAUUCAA
Molecule: messenger RNA, 414 nt
Organism: Rhizophagus irregularis DAOM 181602=DAOM 197198
Lineage: Eukaryota; Fungi; Glomeromycota; Glomeromycetes; Glomerales; Glomeraceae
Source: RefSeq, a predicted model, not a curated record